UUAGCUUUACCUGCUCGAUUUAUUAUUAGCUAAAGUUGCGAAACACUCUAUAAGUGCUUUGCUGUAAUUAAUAAACUCAACAGUUCAAAGCUUCUGUUACCAAUAUACGAUCUCGAGUUAUUUAACCUUCGAAACAACAUCGAGGUAAUUACGAUCUUCUGCCGGUAAAAAAAUGAGGAAUCACCGCGAAAGUUACGAAUCCGAGGCCGAUGAGAACGGCAACAAUAUGGCGUCUGAUUUCUAUGAGAGAAGUGGCGUGAACGAGCCGGGAAAAUUCCCAAAGGUUUGGCGGGAUCAACCAAAGCCAAGAGUAAAAAAACGAAUCAGUGACUUCUCGGUUAAAUAUCUGCUUGAUCAGAAUGUUACUUCACCAACCGACAGCGGUUACGGCAGCGGGAGUCCAAGUCCAGACCAGAAUAUGAUCUCAAACUCGAUGACGUCACCGGUGCUUCAUAAAACCGCUAGUGGUGCUAGAGAGUCGGAUAGCAAGGAUGUUGGGUUUUGUGAAGAAUCUGCUGCAGUGCCUGAUGUGCAUAAAUAUUACCAGAAUGUUCUAUUUGCAAUGAACUCGCAUUUCUUACACCAACAUCGGGCCGCACCUGAGGUACCUGCGGGGUUUGCAAGCUCUGGUUUCCCGCCGCAUUAUCUUUACACGCCCGAACCGAAAGCUCACUCGCCGCAGCGACCGACCAGAAUACCUUCUACCGAUGAGAGACGACAAGAACAAAAGAGAAACCACCCACAUCACGAGCAUUCGCAUAGAAUGAACUUUGCUUCUUUAAAAUCUCCAUCCAACACAAGCUUACCGUCGAAGACACACAGCACCCAACCCCCUGUAAUACCAUACAACAUUCCCAACCCCAUACCAGGUAUGCCGGCACCAACAUUUCGACCCGACUACUACAUGAUGCAGAUGGGGAAGUUAUUAUGGGAGAACGCGGUGCGGAAAGCGGCGAUCGCUCCUUCUACCAACCAAAGUAACUUCAAUUCAACUUACGCGGAAAGAUUACAGAAAUAUAUGUGCGCGGUUGCAAGUGGAAGGCCAGAUCUAAUCAACCCGGCCAUGUUUCCAAUGCAAAGUUCUCCCUGUCAAAGAACAGAAGAACCCAAAACCCAUCGUUAUACAGAAAAUCUAAGCCCUCAUUUAAAUGACAUCCCUCCCUCUCGACGUUCCGUGUCUCCACAGCGACACCAUGCGGAUACAUUAACCGGGAAAGCUUUUGUUGAAAUCAAAAAUGAAUCUUUGUCGCCUUCGAGUAUUCCAAGCGUUUCACCGCAUUCAACAUACAGCGAACACCACCAGUCAACUAAUGUAUUGCGCUGCAAACGAGGUCCGAAUUCUGGCUACAAGUCCCUGCCUUAUCCCCUCCGCAAAGAAAACGGAAAGAUUGUGUACGAAUGCAACGUUUGCUAUAAGAGGUUCGGACAGCUGUCCAAUUUAAAAGUUCAUCUACGAGUUCACACCGGCGAGCGUCCGUUCAAAUGCGCUACUUGUUCAAAAGGCUUCACACAGUUGGCUCAUCUACAGAAACACAACCUUGUACACACUGGUGAAAAACCACACGAAUGUAAUGUCUGUAACAAACGCUUCAGCUCGACGAGUAAUCUCAAAACUCACAUGAGACUCCACAACAGUAACGAAUACACAUGUGCUGGGUUAAACUCAAUGCUCGGUAAUGUCCCAUCGUCACUUCAGUCUGCACUACACUUUCAUACGGGCCAAUCACCGUCGCUGAGGAGAUGGUAUUAGCCAAUCAAACUUGGUUAAUUAAAAAUUCAAUUUUGGGAAGAAUUGGACAUGAGAAUAAAACAACUACACCCAUUGGCCUUGUUCCGUUUGUUUCAAAUAUGUUUUAUGCGCAUCUUCAAAGCAUAUGUUCAAAUAGGUAUAUAAUGAAUUGGUCACAACCGCCUGAUGUGAAUUAGUGGAGAAAUUGGUCCGAAAAGUUUUUGUUGCUUUUUUUUGAAUAAUAAAAAUAAAACUUCUAAACAAA
Molecule: messenger RNA, 1994 nt
Organism: Ciona intestinalis (vase tunicate)
Lineage: Eukaryota; Metazoa; Chordata; Ascidiacea; Phlebobranchia; Cionidae
Source: RefSeq, a predicted model, not a curated record